Portunus trituberculatus (swimming crab) is the source of this 2896-nucleotide messenger RNA. It is a transcript of the gene Dhpr, whose product is annotated as dihydropteridine reductase-like. Gene Ontology annotation, molecular function: NADPH binding; NADH binding; 6,7-dihydropteridine reductase activity. Lineage: Eukaryota; Metazoa; Arthropoda; Malacostraca; Decapoda; Portunidae. Gene Ontology annotation, biological process: L-phenylalanine catabolic process; tetrahydrobiopterin biosynthetic process. The transcript has 6 exons. The record is from RefSeq and is a predicted model, not a curated record. The coding region runs from base 16 to 885 and encodes 289 amino acids. Gene Ontology annotation, cellular component: cytoplasm.
UGACAAGCAUGAUCAAUGACAGAUUAUAAAGAAAAAAAGAAGGUGGGCGGGGCGGAGGAGGCGAAACUAGCAGCUGACCGACCACCACUCGACCAGUCGCCACUCAGCAGAGGCAGAGCCGCUCCAGACUCCACACAGGGAAGACGUGAAGCACUCCAUCGUCUCCACUUCACCAUGUCGGCUGGGAAGGUCAUCAUUUACGGGGGACGUGGCGCUCUGGGAUCCGUGGUGGUGAAGCAUUUCAAAGCCAACAAUUUCUGGGUGGGAACCAUUGACCUUGUGAAGAAUGAAGAUGCCGACUCCAGUGUGGUGGUGAGCAAGGAGGACAACUGGGCCACUCAGACCACCACUGUCAUUGAGGGACUGAAGUCUUGUCUUGGUGAUGAGAAGGUGGAUGCCAUCAUCAAUGUGGCUGGUGGAUGGGCUGGAGGAAAUGCUGCCAGCAAGGACUUCCAGAAAAGCUGUGAGACAAUGUGGAGUCAGAGUGUGUGGUCCUCCACCAUCACUGCACAGGCUGCUGCACUCUUCCUGAAGGAGGGUGGCCUGGUCUCCCUCACUGGGGCUGAACCAGCACUGGCAGGCACAGCAGGUAUGAUUGGUUAUGGUAUGGCCAAGGCUGCCGUGCACCAGCUGACCUGGAGUCUUGGUCAGGAAAACUCUGGUCUGCCUAAGGGUGCCACAGCUGUUGCCAUCUUGCCCAUAACCCUGGACACCCCAAUGAACCGCAAGUGGAUGUCUGGAGCGGAUUUCUCCAAGUGGACAAGCCUGGAGUUUGUGGCUGAGCUGUUUUACAAGUGGAUAAAUGGAAAAGAAGAGAGACCUGUGUCAGGCAGUCUUGUCAAGCUGAUCACCAAGGAUAACAAGACAGAUGUGGUCAAGGUCUAACUCCACAUCCAUCUAGCCCAGGUCCUCCUCAACACCCAGCCUUACUCCUCACUCUCCAAUGGAAGUGUCCCACCACCCAGACUGACGCACAGCAUCCAGCCCAUCUCACCAAGCCUGACUCCUUACCAUGCUCUCUCACUCUUCCUUAGUUUUCCCUUUUGCCUCACCUAAUGUCCUAUGUGUCUCUCUUCUUUCCUGAGACUGUUCAUGGUCACCUUGUUCUCUGUAAAGGAGGAAAGAUGUAUUCUGAUUCAUAUUUUCCAAGUGACUAUUUUCAGCACAAACUUAAGACAUUGUGGGAUCGAGGAGUUUUCUUUUAAUUGCUCAGUUUAAUUGUAAUUAAUUCUACCUUUUAUUUGAUGCAUUUAAAGACAGCUAUACAUGCAGCACAAUUAUCAUAGUAAAUGGCUUACUUGAUAGAAGUCUGCUUGAUGGUGCAUUCACAGUCAGAGGUUGAGUAACAUUAAGCAUUCAUCUCCUCUGUGUUUAGUGCUUUCACUCUUAAGUCCAGUGACUUCCUAAAACUUCCCCUGGUCAUUUCCAUAAAGAGAUUUUCAGCUAAUCUAAGUACUUGAGAUUGAAAUGCAAAACAUGAUGGGAGUAAAUAUGGCUUACUAACUUUUCACUAUUACUUUACAUAUCAGUUUUGAGGUGUUAGUAUUUAAGUUACAAUCUUAAGAAUUAGGAGCAGCAAGGAUGACAGAAUUACAAAGUAUUCAUAAAAUGCUUUGGUAUUUUAUGUGUUCAUUUCAUCACAGUGUAAUCCUGAAUGUUUGUGUUUUCUUGCAUAGUCUUUAUUUGUUACUGUUAUGGAGAUGUGGCUCUGGAUCUGUGUCCUUAACUCUGGCUGCUCUGUACUGUACUUGUUAUUCUUGUUUACAUAUAAUUGUUGUUGUUGCAUAAUAUAAAAAAUGUCUCCUUUCUCUGAAGAGCUUGAUACUGUAAGAGGAGACCAGUGUUCAUGUUUCUGUCUUGUGCAAAACUGUAUUUGUUGAUCAUGUUGUCAGAUAUUUGUUGACACCAAGGGGUGUUCUCAGUGCUGUUAAUUUUGUUUAUGAAUACAUUUAAGAUCCAUUGGGAGAGAUGUUUGUAUAAUGAUUUAAAACAAUUUGGACACAUUCCUCUUACUUCAUUCUUCAUUUUCAACUUUGUACACCCUUUCACUCAUUUCCAUUCUUGCCCUGUCUGAUCACCUCUUUGUGCAAUCAAUGCUUUAACCAUUCUAGUAGGUAUGGGAAUGAGUCUUUAGGUCACAGCUUCCCUAGGGUACAGUAACUAAUUCUGGUGAUCCAGCCCUUGAGUGCCUAUGCUUCCUGAAGUGACAAAUACCCCAACAUGUAUUUUUGUAUUGUGCUUUCCUGCUCCCUCUUGAUGCAAAGUGAGGAAAAGGAGCAAAGAAAUAGAUAGGAAGAUGUACAAGUGCUUCUCUGCUAGACAGUAACACAUAAAGUGCUUCCCUGUCUAUUUUUAUAAGUGUGGAAUUGUUGAGAAAUGAUACCUUAGAAAAUUAAGUGUUGAAGUGUUUGAGAAGAUUUAUGGUGACUUAUUCAGAUUUGUGUGCAUCAUUUAAUGAAAGUGCUUCCCAAUAUGUAUUAAAAAUGAAACUGUUAAAUGAUGACUUAGAAAACUUGAAGUAAGAAAAAGUCUUGUGUAGAACUUGCAUCCUGUGAGAUUGGGUAGGAGUGGAAGGAUGUGUUAAGUUUCAGAGAUAUGAUGGAUGGGAUACUUAUUUGACAUUUCAACUUGUACUUUGUGAUUCAGCUGACUGAUUGAGGUGUGUUUGUGGUGCUGCAUGUGGAUGUGUGGUGCUGAAUAAGUGCUUCCCUCAGUAUCAACAUAAACCACCAGCACUACAGCCAUUGCCAAUAAUUCUCUCUCUCUCUCUCUCUCUCUCUCUCUCUCUCUCUCUCUCUCUCUCUCUCUCUCUCUCUCCUGGUCGUUCUAAUAUUUGGAAAGUUGAGUGUGCAAUAUGGGAUAAUGAUUCUGGCUUAAAUAAAUGGAUGCAUAUUUA